Messenger RNA from Apiotrichum porosum, 666 nucleotides. RefSeq lists its product as uncharacterized. The transcript has 5 exons. The record is from RefSeq and is a predicted model, not a curated record. Lineage: Eukaryota; Fungi; Basidiomycota; Tremellomycetes; Trichosporonales; Trichosporonaceae. Bases 1 to 666 code for a protein of 221 amino acids.
AUGUUACACGGCGAGACUGCCACCGUCAGUGUCGACCCGGCCAUUCACGCGUUCCUCAUCGAAAAGAAGGGUGCCAAGAGUGCCCAGUUCGAGUCGGCCAACCAGGUCAAUCCCAACCUCCCCACCCCCCGCAAGCAGGCUCGUGAUGCCAAGCUCAAGGAGGUCCUCGGGGCUGCCACUACUGCCCUCAGCAAGCUUGCAAAGGACGCUGCCGACGUCACGACCGAGACUCUGGACGUCGACAAGAACGACUCGACGUUCCUCUACAUGGACCCCCUGUCCGUGCUGCAUAGCCCGUCCUUCCUCCCCGGCUCGCACAAGACGGUCCGUGUCUCGUCGCGCUUCGUGCGCGCCGCUGGUGGCGGCACGACGUUCGAGCCCGUCCCCGGCGUCGAGCCCAAUGCGGACAAGUGGGACGAGCUCGACGGGUGGUGCGAGGCCGUGUGCCCUGCCGGCAGGCACGCUCGUGCUCAUCCACGGCAGCGUCAUGCACCGCUCGCCGCCAACCCGUCCGACAAGACGCGCAUGAUCUACACGUUCCACAUGAUCGAGGGCGGUGCGCAGUAUGACGGCAAGAACUGGCUCCGGCCCACUGCGGCCUUGCCCUUCCCGGCUCUGUACGACGAGGCGGCCCCGCUGCCGACGCCGACUGCUGCUGCCGCCUAG